Molecule: messenger RNA, 1646 nt
Organism: Cucumis sativus (cucumber)
Lineage: Eukaryota; Viridiplantae; Streptophyta; Magnoliopsida; Cucurbitales; Cucurbitaceae
Product: myb family transcription factor PHL7
Exons: 6
Coding region: 963-1571 (202 amino acids)
Molecular function (GO): DNA-binding transcription factor activity; DNA binding
Source: RefSeq, a predicted model, not a curated record
CUAUGGAUGGAAAAACAUUCUCCUAGGUCAAUUAUUUUUGGUAUUACUUUGACAAGAAACCACUCCCCACAUUAAGUAUUUUUUUAAAGAAGGAAACAGUACUUUUCAUUGAAAUAAUGAAAUGGGAGGAAGAUUGCAAUAAGACAACAAAGAGACAACAAAAACUGAAAAGAUGGCUUCAGAAACGGAAACAAAAGAGACUACCCUAAAACUAAAAUAAACUAAAACCGAGCCAAAACAAACAGAAUACAACUAACAAAAUCAAACAACUGUACAGUAACUCCCAAAAAUUUCCAUAUUAAGUGUUAAUAAAAAGUGGAAGGGAAGACAAGACUUCUGCCUAACUUAAGAUUAUUUAAGUGUAAACAACGCUUCACUAGGGUCAAGCUAUUGGAAUAGCUGUUAUGAAGCAUAUUGGUUUCAACAAUGAACAAAAGUAGUUACCAUAUAUUUUAGUAUUUUUAAGAGGAGAGCAAUCUUGGCAGUUAUGAAGCAUGGCAUACAUCCGAACAUGUCAAUGAAAUAUUUUUUAUAUUUUAUAUUUUACCUUUUUGGUCAUGUGCACAUCUUAAAUGGCGAGCUUUUGUAUCUCAUCUUGAUCCUUCUCACAAUGUUAGAAAGCCAUCCUCACAUAUUGCUAGGUGAAAACUAAUCUAUAAACUAUGAAGUAGGAUAGUAGAGUAAAUGUGUCCAUGUUGAAGGGCAAGGUAAAACUAGGCUGUUUACCUUUUGAUAAUUGAAUACAUCUGUUUCUUAUAAAAAAUAUGUGUCCAUGUUGAAAAGUGAACUAUCUCCAAAGCCACUUUGCACAAGGUAAACAAUUUUUUUGAGGAGGUUUCCAAAGGAAAUCUUCUUGAGAGGAACAGGGAUAUUGAUCUUGGUUGAAGCUACCAAAAAAAACAAAAGAGAGAGAGAGAGAGCAAAGGUUUCUUCCCUUUUAAUCUUCUUGGAACCUGUUGUUGAUGAAGUUCGUGGUUGGUGUAAAUGUUUGUACCAUCCUUCUACAAAUUAUAGACUUGAUGAUCCUCCUGAUGAACUGGCAGGCUUUUUAUAACGUCAGUUGCUUGGGGGCAACUCCAAAAGGUGUUUUAAGAGUGAUGGGGGUACCUGGUCUUACCAUAUAUCAUGUCAAAAGCCAUUUACAGAAGUAUCGACUUGCAAAGUAUUUGCCAGAAUCUCCAGCAGAUGGUUCUAAGGAUGAGAAGAGAAGCUCAGAGAGUCUCUCUGGAACAGAUUCCUCUUCGGGCCUGCAAAUCAACGAGGCAUUGAGGAUGCAAAUGGAGGUUCAGAAACGUCUUCAAGAACAGCUUGAGGUUCAGAGGCAAUUACAAAUGAGAAUAGAAGCCCAGGCAAAAUAUUUGCAGAAGAUAAUCGAGGAGCAGCAGAAACUAGGUGGUGAAUCGAAAGACUCCGAGGUGGUGCCUUCAGCUGAAGAUAAUAAGCAAAAAACUUGCCAGUCUGAGUCGUAUGGUGAUGUGUCUGCAGGACCUUCAUCUCCCCGAAAGAAACAACGCGUUGAUCAUGGAUCAACAGACGAUUCUGCCCCAUCUCCAUCUAUCAAUUUACCUUAACUUAUCUGAAUAAAUCGGCAGUCAAUGGGACCGAAUUGUAUGAAAAGUAACAUUGGGUCGGGUUUGCAUCAGAGC